Saccostrea cuccullata (small rock oyster) is the source of this 611-nucleotide messenger RNA. RefSeq lists its product as uncharacterized. The transcript has 4 exons. The annotation marks the transcript as partial. The record is from RefSeq and is a predicted model, not a curated record. NCBI's taxonomy places the organism in Eukaryota, Metazoa, Mollusca, Bivalvia, Ostreida, Ostreidae.
UACAGUAAUGACUGGUGUAGUGGUCUCCUGUCCCCAGAAGCUGACAGAAACAUUGAUAGCCUCUGCCAGACUGGGCUGUGGUCAAGACAAGUAUGGUAACAAACAGUACUUAUGUCUCCCGAACUCAGAAAAGACGGGUCUGGUAGAAUUCUGUCACGAUGGAGUCAUGGGGAUAUUGGAGAGAGGUAAUUGUUUGGAGACCACUGGCGAUCAACUGUCAGAAACUAACUGCUCACAUUUCCUAAUGGGCUGUCCAGAUACAGAAGUCCACAUUAACGAAAUGUACAGAUAUCCCGCCUGUUUAAGAAUUAGUACAGAGUAUCACUGUUAUCUUGCUGAUCCGUUCUGUGGAAAUACUGCAUGGGAUAAAACUACCAAAGACACAACAGAGACAUUGGUGACCCAGGGAUUCUCUACAGACAAUGGCGUGUAUAAUAUAACAGAAACGAUUAUUCAAACAACCACAUUGGCAGAUAAUAACUCAGCAUUAAUUGGGGCAAUCGUGGGAAGUCUGGUAGUUGUGUUAGUCGCUAUUCUUCUACUUUUGACUGUAUUUAUAGUUUUACGAAGAAGAAAACUGAGACAAGAAAAAGGAAAAGCUGAAGUUAUAG